CGAAUUCGAGGCUGGGGAAGAGGAAGGCGCACCAACCUCACUCGCUCUCGUUAGACCCGCGCAGCGCACGUUAGUUCGCUCCCUUUCUCAUUUCCCCGUUGUGCGCACAGCGCACCCACUCUCUCUCAUGGCAGCCUGCAACUUCCCCUUCGCCUCUCUCUAUAGAAAUUCCCCCUUCUCUCCUUUCAUUCUCCGAAUCCCAAAACCCUCGAAUUUCAAGCCUUUAAAAUCCCGCUCUCUAAUCACAAGCUGCAACUCCAUCAGCUGGGACGAUGUCCUUCGGAUCACCCAAACCGACGGUGACGAUGACGCCACCGAUCUCCAAGGAUACUUCGAGAAGGUCCGGAUCUGCAAUCGUGGUUCCGAAAUGCAGUCCGAGUUUGUUCCGUUCACGAUCGAGGAUAAUGUCGCUGGAUACGUCCAUAAUCGCUUCUCAGAUCAUUUAAGGAAAUUUUCGGAUGUGUUUACAUUCUCACUGGGUAACAGUCAAACUAACUGUGCUGGCGGCAAUAUCACACUACAUCCAUCACUUAAAACACCAGAGGAUAGGACAAGAGCAGUUGGAGAUGUAAUUAAAUGUUUGGGAGAAGUGAUUCCAGGUAUACGUAAUGAGCUAUACCCGGUGAUAUCAUCUUUUGGGCUGCCAGUAUUUUUCUCACUUGAACGUGCAGCUGCUCCUUACUUUGGCAUAAAGGCUUAUGGCGUCCAUAUGAAUGGCUAUGUCAACAGGGGUGGGCAGGAAUUUCUGUGGAUAGGAAAGAGAAGCGAUCUCAAGCCCACAUUUCCUGGGAUGCUUGAUCAUCUUGUUGCUGGUGGACUUCCCCAUGGGAUCUCCUGUAAAGAGAAUAUUCUGAAGGAAUGUGAAGAGGAGGCUGGAAUUCCGAGAUCUAUCUCCACUGGAGCUGUCCCAGUUGGAGCCGUUUCAUAUAUGGAUAUCAAUGCCUACAGUUUCAAGAGAGAUGUUCUUUUCUGCUAUGAUUUAGAACUCCCUGACGGAUUUGUUCCUACAAAUCAAGAUGGAGAGGUGGAUAGCUUCAGGUUGAUCCCAGUAGAACAUGUUGCAAAGAUCAUUUGGAAGACGGAAUUUUUCAAGCCUAAUUGCUGUCUUGUCAUCAUUGACUUUCUUUUUCGUCAUGGCUACGUAAGUCCUGAAGACCGUGGUUAUUUACAGCUGCUGCAGAGCUUAAGGAGCGGAGAUUGCUCCUAAAUUGAUUCUCUUUUUGUCUCCUUCACUUAUGGAUUCUUGUGGUGAUGGAUAAGUUCUAAAUUCCAUUUUCAGCCUA
Molecule: messenger RNA, 1283 nt
Organism: Magnolia sinica
Lineage: Eukaryota; Viridiplantae; Streptophyta; Magnoliopsida; Magnoliales; Magnoliaceae
Product: nudix hydrolase 20, chloroplastic-like
Exons: 9
Coding region: 128-1207 (359 amino acids)
Molecular function (GO): 8-oxo-dGDP phosphatase activity
Source: RefSeq, a predicted model, not a curated record